Molecule: messenger RNA, 4238 nt
Organism: Nilaparvata lugens (brown planthopper)
Lineage: Eukaryota; Metazoa; Arthropoda; Insecta; Hemiptera; Delphacidae
Gene: PAN2
Product: PAN2-PAN3 deadenylation complex catalytic subunit PAN2
Exons: 21
Coding region: 143-3925 (1260 amino acids)
Biological process (GO): nuclear-transcribed mRNA poly(A) tail shortening; mRNA processing
Cellular component (GO): P-body; PAN complex
Molecular function (GO): poly(A)-specific ribonuclease activity; protein binding; nucleic acid binding
Source: RefSeq, a predicted model, not a curated record
AUUGACGAAGACUGAAAACAAUAUGGCGCUUGCAGAUCGGGUUGUCUUGUCAAAUUUGUCAGUUCUCAGUUGUUUACCAAAUUAAUUUAUGACAAUGUAAUAACAUUUUUUACUAAACAAAUUAAGUAAAUUUACUUGUAAUAUGGAUUUGAGAUCAAGAAGUCUUCGCCCGUAUGAUACCGGGCAUGAAGAGCUUUUGUUAUAUGAAGACGUGGUGCAGGCCGAAGAAAGCUUCACCUACAACUUGGAAGGUAACUUCGAGGAGUAUGCCAAUGUGGAGGCCGAAUUCCAGGAGAGGAGAACCAUCCUGGUGGACGGUGGGGAUCGCUUCGGCGUCUCGGCGGUCGCCUUCGAUCUGCAGGAGGAAUUGUUAUGGAUGGGCAACCAGGGUGGUCACGUGACGUCGUAUUACGGCGCGGACCUGCAGAAGCACACCUCCUUCCAGAUCCACGCCAGUGAGGACGUGCGAUGUCUGCAUACCUUCGACGACGGCAUACUAGCACUCACUCCCAGCUCACUCAGGUGUCAGAUGCGGCGUGGCAUACCUAUCUUCACUCACACAUCAGCGAAUAUGGAAGAAAUGCAGUGCUUGCUUCAAUUGUCACAAUCACCUCAGUCUCUUUUGAUGGCAGGACACAGUCACAAUCUGAUCGAGUUCAAUCUCAGUACUUGCCAGGAAGUUAAUCUGGUGGAUGUGGGUGACCAGGGCUGUGCGCUGUUGCGACAACACCCGCGCUUCAUCUGCUGUGGCAACGCGGCUGGCCAGAUCACACUGCGAGACCCCAACUCACUGCACAUCGAGCACACCCUAGAGGCACACACUGCCAGUCUGUCCGACUUCGAUGUGCACGAGAACCUACUCGUCACCUGUGGAUUCUCCAAUCGACAAGGCAGCCUGGGCGUGGACCGGUUCCUGUUGGUGUUUGACGUGCGUAUGAUGCGAGUGGUGAGCCCCAUCCCACUGCUGCUGGACCCCCUGCUGCUGCGAUUCAUGCCCACCUUCUCCUCGAGGAUAGCAGUCGCCUCCACCAUUGGCCAGCUGCAGUUGGUCGACACUCACAGCAUCUCCGAGCCUGAUCUCACCGUCUAUCAGGUGAACAACGCGAACUCAAUGUGCCUAGCCCUGGACGUUUCGCCUUCGUGCCAGGCGAUAACCGUGGGUGACAGUGGGGGCUCCAUCCACCUGCUCACCUCCUCAGACAGGGCGCUGUUCAAUACAUUCUCAAGGCCGACCGAGUUCGCCGACCCCAUCGAAACCUAUCCACCAAUCAGCAUCGAUGACCGGCUGGCAAUACUGGCCGCUGUGCCGUUGGCCUUUCAGCCGCCCUCGUCCACAGUAAAACAAAAGCUGUUGUCUGAUUGGCCUAAGGAGUUCCUGCAAAAGGUUAACAGGCAAACACCGCCUAUAGACCCAGAAAUUCUUCAGAGUAUGAAAAUGAAUGGAACUAUUGGUUACGCGCCCAACCCGAAUACAAAACUGAGGAAUCAGGUAGCGUACAUAUCAGUGCACAAUUCACCGCAGAACGGCACAUCAUCGUCUGACACGAAAUCGAUGGACCACCAGUCGCGGUCGUUGAUGAACAGUCCUGCCAACGUGGGCGGCGGAGUGGGAGGGGCUAGCAGUGCUGCCAACACAUUUGUGGCCAUUCCAAAGCGCUAUCGCAAGAUGGAGGUCAAGUACAGCAAGCCGGGUGUGCAAGAGGAACUGGACUAUCUGCAGUACAACAAGACCUGUUUCAGUGGGCUCGAAGCACAUCUGCCUAAUUCCUACUGCAAUUCGCUAAUUCAGGUGCUGUACUUUGUGGAGCCCCUCCGUCGCCUGCUGCUGUCUCACGUGUGCUACAACGAGUUCUGCCUGAGCUGUGAGCUGGCCUUCCUGUUCCACAUGCUGGAUGUGUCGCGGCCGCCCAAGCCCUGCCACCCGGGCAACUUUCUGCGCUCACUGCGCAUGCGCAAUGCUCACGAGGCCACCGGCCAGGGGGGCAACCAGGUGCCUGACUUGGGUGGGGGAGGUGGUGGGGGGAGUGCAGCCGAUAAGCGCAAGGCUAACUAUACCACGUUGAUACAGAACUGGAACCGGUUCAUUCUGCAUCAGAUUCACUACGAACUGAUGGAAGAGAAGAAACGCAAGAAAGAGUCACCAAAGUCAAUCAAAGACAACCAAUCACCCAAGGCUGAGCAACAACCAUCCAAAAAUCAAGCCAAACGAAAAUCAAAAUCUGAAGCAACCGAACAAGAAACAAGUAGCGCAAAGUCAUUAUCGAGUGAGGGUGAAUCAGCUGACAUCAGCAAUCUGUUUGGCAGCAAGCAGCUGCACAUCCACCGCUGCCUCACGUGUGGCCACACCAUCAGUCGCGAGUCCUCUCUCCUCGUCUGCAAUCUCAUCUAUCCCGAACAAAUCGAAGGCGAGAUGAGUUUCUGCGAGGUGCUGCGUUCGAGUCUGUGCCCCGAGCAGACUACGCCAGCCUGGUGCGACCAGUGCGAGCGAUUUCAGCCGACGCUCCAGUCGCGGCGACUCCAGCAGCUGCCCACCCUACUCACUGUCAACUGCGGCAUGGACAGUGUCCAGGAGAAGAAGUUCUGGCAGAACCAGAUGGAUGGUCUGGUUAAGAAGGCGCUGGACGCACAGCAGGGUGGCAGCGAGGGGGGGAGCCCUGGCGGGGGGACAGGGGGCGGUCCCACCAGCAACAAGCCCUGUCGCUAUGGCAACGCCUGCACCCGGGUCGGCUGUCGGUUCAAGCAUCCCGGACGUCAAGAAGCAAGUAGCAGUUCGAACGUGAGCCCAAGUCACCUGUACUGUUCGCAUUCGUGGCUGCCGCAGCACAUUCAGCUGAAUCUCUCUUCAACAGGCGAGGUCUCCAUCAAGAAGCUGGCCAAAACCGAAGUCGACUCUGUAGAUCUGUCUAGCAAUAAGGUUCCUGGUAAACAGACGAUAGUGUACGACCUGUAUGCAGUUGUCUGUUACAUCAAUGAGGAGAAGAAGAAUCUGGUAUCGAUAGUGAAUGUAAGCCAAUCCUAUCACAGUCGAUCUGCCAACCAACAGUUAUCACAGUGGUAUAUCUUCAACGAUUUCAGCGUAUCGCCGGUGAACGGGCAAGAAGCAGUGUGGUUCUCGCUGGACUGGAAGGUGCCGUGCAUUCUGUACUUUGUGGAUCGGUCGCUGGAGGCGUCCCUGGCUCCCCACACCAACCCCAUCACCGUCGAUGUCCUCUCCGAAGACAUAUCGCUGGCUCGCUGUGGCAAGGGCAUCACGUUUGUGCCCCUCGAAACCGAUGAACUGCCUGGACCUGGAGACUUGGUGGCAAUGGACGCUGAAUUUGUUACCCUCAACCAAGAAGAUCAGGAUUCUCGUGCUGAUGGUAAGAGUUCAGCCUCCAAGCCGUCCCAUAUGUCUGUCGCCCGCAUAUCUUGUGUUAGAGGCCAAGGCGCGCUGAAAGGCACUCCGUUCAUCGACGACUACAUCUCGACGCAGGAGCAAGUGGCCGACUACCUGACGCAGUUCUCGGGCAUCAAACCGGGCGACCUGGACGUCAACAGCAGUCAGAAGCACCUCACCACCCUCAAGUCCACCUACCUCAAGUUGCGCUACCUCGUCGACAGCGGCGUCAAGUUUGUUGGCCACGGAUUGAGGAAUGAUUUCAGGGUUAUCAAUCUGGUGGUUCCCCCUGAGCAGGUCAUUGACACAGUGCACCUUUUCCAUCUGCAGCAUCAACGCAUGGUGUCACUCCGCUUUCUGGCCUGGCACUAUCUAGAAAUGAAAAUCCAAUCGGAAACACACGACUCAAUCGAGGAUGCGCGUGCAGCCCUGCAGCUCUAUGAAUUGUACCAGAAGCUGGAGGCUGAGGGGAAGGUGAAGUCCAGUCUGGAGGAGAUGUACAAAGUUGGCAAAUCGGUCCAGUGGAAAGUGCCUGGUGUCGACAGCUGAAUUCAGUCAAUUUCCAUCUAGCUGAUUUAUCAAUAGCUUAUUUCCAUCCAGCUUUUUCUCUUUCGCUAAAGUACAUCCAGCUUAUUUCUCUUCAGCUGAAGUACAGCAUAGCAUAGUACAGUGUAGCUGACUUCUUUCAAGCUGAUUUCGAUCCAGCUGACUACUUUACAGCUGAUUUCCAUCCAGCUGAUUGUUUUCCACCAAGUACUUAAUAAUGUGAUAUUGUUGUUGUACCAGUGAUAACAAUGUUUUGUAACUGUCAUAACUACUGUGUAUAGUAAUAAAUUGGAAUUUAUAUUUUUUGGUAGCAUAA